Messenger RNA from Hippocampus zosterae (dwarf seahorse), 3458 nucleotides. RefSeq names its product component of oligomeric golgi complex 7 (gene cog7). The transcript has 17 exons. Bases 489 to 2804 code for a protein of 771 amino acids. Gene Ontology annotation, biological process: Golgi organization; retrograde vesicle-mediated transport, Golgi to endoplasmic reticulum; intracellular protein transport. Gene Ontology annotation, cellular component: COG complex. The record is from RefSeq and is a predicted model, not a curated record. Lineage: Eukaryota; Metazoa; Chordata; Actinopteri; Syngnathiformes; Syngnathidae.
GACGGAGAUAUUUCGUUGUGACACUGGCGAACGUUGAUUCCAUUGUGGAAUUUCCUAAUUUGAGCGUCAUACAUUUCUGUGAAAUGCGGUUAAAUAAAUAAUUUUGAAAGCUUACUUAGGUUUUAUAAGGCGACCUAUUUUUCCUCGUUAUUGGAUAACUUACGUACGAUUAUUUGACAUCACGCGGAAGGUAAACACGGAGCACACAGCGGAAGUUGCUGUCAUAGCUUACUCCCGAUUCUUACGGCACUACUGGUGAUGUCUCCAAAACAUUUUCUUCCGUAAUAUCUGUUGACGCUUCAUAUUAACUCUGGAGGAAGCCGUUGCUUUGUUGGAACUCUAUUUGGUUGUAAUGAUUAUCUCAUUCUCCUGGGCUAUUUAUUUUAUAUUUGUGUCGAAACCGUUGUUCGGGAAAAACUAGCGUUCGCUAUGGCUCGAUGACAUUUCAUUCCUUUACGUCGAACGAAUGAAUCGGCCGUAGGCAGCAGAUGGAUUUCUCAAGGUUUCUGGACGACGACUUUGACGUGAAAGACUGGGUGAAUGGCGCCUUUAAAGUGGUGCAGAAGGAAGCGCCGGGAAAGGCGGAUACACACGCCGCCACCCUGGUUAUGAAGCUGCAGCUUUUUAUCCAGGAAGUCAACAAUGCAAUUGAGGAGACCAGUAACCAGGCGCUGCAGAACAUGCCCAGGGUGUUGCGAGAUGUGGAGGCAUUGAAGCAGGAAGCUACUUUCCUGAAGGAGCAAAUGGUCCUGGUCAAAGAGGACAUUAAGAAGUUUGAGCAGGACACGGUGCAGUCCAUGCAGGUCCUAGUGGAGAUCGACCAGGUGAAGAGUCGCAUGCAGCUGGCAGCGGAGGCGCUACAGGAGGCCGAUAAAUGGAGCACACUCAGUGUCGACAUCGAGGAGACCUUCAAAUCACAGGACCUUGCAGCCAUCUCAUCCAAGCUCACCAGCAUGCAGAACAGCCUGGCAAUGCUGGUGGACACGCCGGACUACUCUGAAAAGUGUGUCCACCUGGAGGCUCUUAAAAACAGACUGGAGGCCCUGGCCAGCCCCCAAAUAGUGGCGGCAUUCAAUUCCAUGUCCGUCGACCAAGCCAAACUGUUUGUCAAAGUCUUCUCGGAGAUCGACAGAAUGCCACAGCUCCUUGCGUACUACUACAAGUGUCAUAAAGGCCAGAUGGUGACUAUGUGGCAGGACCUUUCUCAGAGUGAGCUCAGCCUGAAUCGCCAGCUGACGGAAUUUUACGACACCUUGUUGUCGACGUGGCACGCUCAGCUCCAGUGGUGCAGCCAGGUGUUCAAGAACCCUCACGAGGUGGUGACGGUAUUGCUGAUCCAGAUUCUGGGAGCCAUGGUGCCCUCCAUCCCCGUGUGCCUGAGCACGGCCGUGGAUGGGACGGCCCAGGAGCAACGCCUGGAUGUCCUUCUGGAGCUCAACCAGACGGCGCUCACCUUGGGGGGCAACUUGGAAGCCGCCAUGAUGCCACAUCUCGGCGAGAAUAACCUCCUGAAGGUGAACGAGCUUGUGUGCGCCAUCUACGACCCUUACAAGCCUUACCAGUUACAGUACGGGGAACUGGAGCAAAAUCACCUCCUCAUCCAGAUCAGUGCUGUUCCUCUGGAACACGGGGAGCUCGCGGAUUGCGUGGAGGAGCUCAAGCACUCGGUUGGGAAGCUGGUGGCCCUGGCGGGCGGCGCCGUGGACCGCUGCGUCAAACUGACGGACGGGCUGGGCGUGUGCGGCCUCCUGCGGGCCCUCAAAGCGCUCUUCACCAAGUACGUGUCCGACUUCUCCACGACACUGCAGUCCAUCAGGACCAAGUGCAAACUGGAGGAGACGCCGCCGAGUUCUUCUGUUUUCCAGGAGGACUGGACUGCCUUCCAGAACUCUGUCAGAAUUAUUGCCACUUGCGGGGAGUUGCUGAGACAAUGCGGCGCCUUUGAGCAGCAGUUGGCAAACAAGAUCAUGGGCACGGCGGGCAAGUACCUGCCGGACUCGUACAGCCCCCGCAGCCUGACGGGCAUCCAGGAGGCGGCCGGCGCCACAGAGAGGAAAGGCGCCAGCAAAAACCCCUGGCAGGAGUACAACUAUCUGCAGAAGGCCAGCAUGGCCGAGUACAGCGGUCUCCUGGAAGUGCUCUACUCGCUAAAGGAGAAGGGCGCCGGCAACUCCAAUCUCCUCGCCGAGCCCAGAGCGGCGCUGACCCGACUCAACCAGCAGGCCCACCAGCUGGCCUUUGACUCGGUCUUUUUACAGAUCAAGCACCAGCUGUCCGCCAUCGCCAAGAUGGAGAAUGACGACUCGCCGGGUUUCGGAGAGAGCUACGCUGAAGACUUGCCCACGUUCAGCCUGUCACCACAAGAGUACAUUACAAAUAUCGGUCAGUACCUGAUGUCUCUGCCGCUCCACUUGGAACCGUUUGUGACGCAGGAGGAUCCGGCGCUGGAGCUGGCCUUGCGUGCUGGGAAGUUACCGUUUCCACCAGAGCAAGGCGACGACCUUCCCGAGUUGGACAACACGGCCGACUACUGGCUGGGCUCCAUCGCUCGGGCAACCAUGCGCACGUACUGCGACGCCAUCCUGCUCAUCCCCCGUCUGGGCGCCCGUUGCACCAAGCAGCUGGCCACGGACAUCGAUUACUUGAGCAACGUGAUGGACGCUCUGGGCCUGCAGCCGUCUCGCAGCCUCCAGCAGAUCGUCGCCCUGUUGAGGGCCAAGCCGGAAGACUAUAGACAAGCCGCCAAACAGUUGCCUCGGCGACUGGUGGCGACCAUCGCCGCCAUGCGCUCCAUUGACAACUAAAACACCAAAAACAAAAUUGAGUGUAGACUUUUUUUCUUCCCCUCCUCCGUUUGCAUUUUCUACCCGCUGCGUCCGCUGAGGUGAGGAUCGGGAUGCCACUGCGGGGUUGUACUUGAACAGUGGCCUGGGGCACGUAAUGUUAAAUAUUUUUAUACCACCCCCCCGCCCCACCAAAAGUGACUUCAGAAAAAAUCAUUUCUUCACGGUUUGAACAAGACGGUGAAAGAUGCAAAAUAUAAAAUCAUAAUUGAAACGUAUGAAUAUGCAGGGCCACAAAGACUUCAUGUGGGAUCCUGCGGCGUCUUUUAUCAUUUGCUGUUUUUCCCCUUAACAGGAAGGCAGAUUGUCAUGACGAGGUGUUUUUUUUUCUUCAUCACAUGUGCGAGAGCAGGGUACGUUGAACAGCAUUUCAAAUCGAUUUGCUCUUUGACGUACUUACGCCAAUUCUGUGCUGCAAAGUCUAAGGUGACCAACUCUAUGCACAAGCUUCAUAUUAUGAUCAAUCGUUUUCUUUUUUUGUUUGGUGCGGUAUUCAAGUGGAAUUUUCCAGCAUACUGUAUAUGAAAGUAUGUAAAUGUAUAAAAUGCUUGGAUGGCAUCAUUUUUGUCUUGGUGAGAGAUUUGUAUUUUGAUUAAAUCGAGCUACAUUUAUUAA